AGGACUAUCCAAGGAUCAGCGAUCUGACAAUAUUCAGUGUUUUAGUAGUUAUUUGCAGAGUGUGUAAAUAAGUGAUUCCCUGCGUCUACUCAGCAACACGUGAGAGCCAGUGUCAGAAGUGGAUCGACACCUGCCACUUCCACGAAGGAUAUCAACAGAUUAUACGAGAGACGAAAAUAUAAAGAAAUGAGUGCCACAUUUUGUCUAUCUAAGUACGUCUUCUGGGUGCUGACUUUCCUGUCCUUUUUGGCUGGAUUCGUCGCUAUUGUCUGUGGAACAUGGAACGUUGUGGACGCAAAUUCGUUCGUCAAUUUUAUUCGGCGUACAUCUGGUGAAAACUUUGAAGCUGAGCUUCAGCAAAUCGUACAACCAGCUGUCUUCCGACAAGCUGGCUACCUACUCAUCGUAGUCGGGGUAUUGACCUUCAUCAUAAGUUUCCUAGGCUGUUGUGGAGCAUUGCGUGAGUCCAAAUGCUUUUUGGCUACUUAUGGAGUAAUUCUUAUACUAAUACUGAUCCUGGAAAUCACUGCUGGAAGUUUAGCUGGAUUAUACACAAAACAGGCCGAGGAAAAUACUCGAACAUUAUUGAAAUCAUCCAUAAAAGAAUAUUAUGCUGCAGAAGAGAAGGAUGCUAUAACUCUCAUGUGGGACUACACAAUGGCACAUUCGAAAUGUUGCGGUGUGAACAGCUAUGAAGACUUCAAGGAAUCGAAGAAAUGGACUGAGGGAAAUAAGAAGGUAAUCCCCGAGGCAUGUUGCAUUUUGGAAGGUGAUGUAUCGAAAUUUCAACCCAAAUAUUCAAACUGCACCAAAAGCCCAUCAGAUGAAAAUUCCUACUGGAAAACAGGCUGCUUCAACACAGUGGUGGGAAUGGUUAUCGAUACCAAAGUCACGAUAAUUGGAAUAGCAGUUGGAUUGGCCGUGUUCAAAUUGGUGCUCAGCAUUGUCUCAUUCUGCUUGUGCAGGUCCAUACGGGAACGUCAAAGGAUAAGUCGGGGCAACAUUGCAUAAGAGAAAACUCAGCCUGUAUAAUUGAACAUUUUACUAUUUAAUGUGUUCUAAGGGUAAUCAUUUAUGACACAAUAACUUUUAUUUCUUUGGGGUUAAAUGCUUACAACUUUCAGCUUUAAACUGUAAUGUUUGUUAUUCAGUUCAAAGUUUCCUUGACAUAAUUAACAAAAAAAUCUUGUUACAUGUAGAAGGACUGCAGAGAAUGCCAGAAACCGACCUAAUACAAACUUCCUUCAGUGCUAUCCCAAUUUGCUGUGAACAUGUAGACUACAUUUCAGUAUUUCAUAUUUUGUCAGUUUGGCUGAAAGGAAGCAUCAUGUAUGAUGCGUUGCUGGAAGCUUUUGUCCCAAAGAUCCCUAUACCCCUUCAUUAGCUACCGUGUAAUUAACCAUGUGCCAGUCACUGUGUCUCCUGAUUGUUUUCCUUAUGAGAUAUGUUUAUAAGGAAUGUUACUGAGCAUUAAUAAGCAUUACAAAAAGUACAAACUGCUAAUGAAGAGAGCUAUGUUCAACCUGAUGGCUCGCAAAUUGCACGUUCCGUCCGGUAUCCUCCCCUCCCCCAACCCCCGCCAGGCAUCCGUGCUGUUACUUCCUUGUUUAAGUAAUCUCAUCACUCCCAUGUACCAUGUGAUUUACCGUUCCCCCAGUUGUUUAGGGAAAAGAAGGGUCCCCAUAAUUAUGCGGAGCUGAAAGCUUGUCUUUCGUUUGCCAGCGGUCAACAAGGAAGUUGGAUGGAAUUCCGUUUAGACUGUGCAAUCAAAAUUCUUUUUGGAUUAUCGUACCGGCCGUUGAGGGCGAGGGACUGCCUUGCUGAAGCGCGUGUGUUGGGAGCGUUGCGGCAAGAGUUCUGCUGAGGUAUUAAUUUAUUUAGUGAUUCGGCUUUUAUUGCCUCAUUUUUAGUAAUCUGUGUUUGGAAGCCGAUGAAGGGAUUUGCUGGGAGUUGUUUUGUAUGUGUUUAGGCUUUCCUUGCACCCUUCUGUUUUGUUUGAUACACUGGGGCAGCGUUCCCGAGUGGUUAGUCUUUUUUCUGAACUGACUUAGCUGCGAGGGCUCAUAAAUUCAAUAAUGUUGCAAAGAUGGAAAUGUGAUUAGAACUCUUAUUGUUUACUUAUUGUUUACAAAUGUUGUAUACUCUUAGUCAAGUUAUGUUCUUAUUGUUA
This is a messenger RNA of Cryptotermes secundus, 2170 nucleotides long. Its product is annotated as tetraspanin-1. The transcript has a single exon. Gene Ontology annotation, cellular component: membrane. The record is from RefSeq and is a predicted model, not a curated record. The coding region runs from base 187 to 1011 and encodes 274 amino acids. Lineage: Eukaryota; Metazoa; Arthropoda; Insecta; Blattodea; Kalotermitidae.